Prorocentrum cordatum is the source of this 1053-nucleotide messenger RNA. The record is from the annotation of a GenBank genome assembly. NCBI's taxonomy places the organism in Eukaryota, Dinophyceae, Prorocentrales, Prorocentraceae.
AUGCAGGCCGCCGCGCCGCUCAAUUGUCCCCACGGCGAGUGGAACGCCCCGGGCUCCCCUGGCGGCCGGGCGGCCAGCCUGCCGCCCGGCACGUCGCAGGAGGAGGCGGCCGCGCAGUGGCAGCAGGCGCUCGUCGGCGUGCUCUCGGCCGCCGGCGCCGUGGGCCAGGGGGACUUCCAGGGCGCGAGGGGCGCGCUUGCAGCCGUGCUGCUGUCGAGCACCGCGGGCCUGGCCCCCGACCCGCGGGCCGGCAUGGCCUGCUCGUUGGGUGUGGCCGCCGCGUACCGCGUGAUGGCGCUGGCGUUUGCGCUGGUGGCCGGGAGCUGGGCGUUCAGGCGUGCCUACCAGAUUGCCCUGAGGUUCCAGCACCUGGCGAUGAUCUGGGUCACGCACGUCUGGGAGAAGUUUGCCCGGAGGGAGGGACACCUUGGUGGUCUCUUGGGGGGCCCUUGGACAUUCUCGGGGGUCCUCUCGGGUGCGCGCGGCGCGGCGGCGGCUUUUAUGAACAUGAGCGUCACCCUGGAUUCCGUGCUGUACAAGUACGCGCGGGCAGAGCCCCCGGCAGACGUGGGCGCGCGGGGCUCCAAGGCGUCUGGCCUGGACCCGGGCAUCCACAUGCUCGUGGCGGAGGACCACGCGAUGCUCAACACUGGAGCGUUCUUCCUGCGCUCCUCGGGCUGGAGCCAGGACUUCCUUGAGAAAGUCUGGGGGUCCGCCGACUCGCCCUGGAUAGACCACCCGUGGUGGGAGAACGCCGCGAUCAUCUGGAAUUUCCUGAGGGAGAACUCACAGAAGUUCCAGAGCGAGGAUCCCGUCUCAGCCUCGCCGGCCGAGCAAGAGGCGGACGACAUGGACGGCAUCUACCCUCCGGAGGUCCGCCUGAGCCCACAGCGCGAGUUCAACUCGUAUCACCCUGCGACCGCGCAAGGACUGCACGACACGUGGGAGCCCGGAAAGUUUGCGAUCGCCUUCAACGGCGUUCUGUCGAACACAAGUCCCGAGGUGAUCCGAGUGCUAUACGGCAACUAUCCAUGUCUGCUGCAACGCAUACCG